UUAAACUUUUUUUUCAUAGUGUGCGUCUGGUCGCAAGAGUCUGUCUUUGCCAUUGUGGGAGAAGAUGUUACUCUUUCACCAAAAGUUAAUGGAACCAUAAGAGAAAUAACCUGGCUGAAAAAGAAAAAUAAAGUGGCUGAAUGGGAAGGUAAAGGGCUUCCUGUAUAUUUCUCUACAUUAACAACGAGAGGAAAGCUUGAGACAUCUUCUGGCAAUUUGACCAUCAAAAUGUUAAACACUGAUGAUGCUGCAGGGUAUGAAGUGGAGUUUCUGCUUGAUGAUGGAACUGCCGGUUUCAAACGAAAACAAAUUGUACUUGAAGUAUUGGAGCGUCCUCCACCACCAGUAUUAAACUGCAGCAUCUCUAAUGAUCGGAUUAAAAUACUGUGUACGAAAAAUUUCUCAAAGGAUGUGCUCUACAGUUGGUAUCUUGAUGGCCAAAUAGUGAAUGAUGUUAGUAGUGCUGUUUACGAAUCUGAAAAGAUUCCAGAGUCUUCCAAGACAAUGGAGUGUGCCAUUUCAGUCUCCAAGACACAAAUCAGGAGUGCGAUCUCUCUGAGCACAUGCUUCCAAGAACCUGCCGUUAGUCCUUCAAGAGGAAGAGGUGCUUUAAUCGCCAUUUUUGUUGUUCUUGUGAUAGUUGGAGGCGUACUGCUCUGUUGGUGGAAACGAGAUUGGCUUAGAGGAAUUUUCGGAAGAACACCCACAAUGCAUUCAGGUGAAGGAGCCAAGGGGAAUCAGCCUGAUCAGAGCAGAAGUGAAGAUGAUAAAGGAAGCCACAAGGAAGAUGAAAAUAGAACAUUGCUGCCAGAGGUAGAGAAGAACUCCCAGGAAUCGAAAGCAGUGACCACAAACGACCCUCCUGGUAAUCAAGAGAAUCCAGAGGAAGAGAAGAACUCUCAGGAAUCGAAAGCAGUGACCACAAGCGACCCUCCUGGUAAUCAAGAGAAUCCAGACUAUGAAAAUAUCAAGGAUCCAGGAGAUCCUGAGAAAAGAAUUUACCUGGAAUUUGGGCAAGGUGACUAGGCCGCAGAUCUUAAACUGCCAAUGCAGACAGACCAGCAACACAAUGGACCAAACUGAUCUGCAGAGUAACAAAAGACAUUGAGAGAAGAAAUGAAAUGAACAUCUUGCAGGCAUCACCCAGAAGCUCUGGAGUUUUCCCUAAUAGAGAUGUUAUUUAUUAGUUCUCAAGCUUCCAUGAGUGCCCACUUUUAUCUUUCCAGGGUUGAUGCCCUCUUUCUUUAAUGCCACCUAUUUUGAGAGAGGACAGUCAAGGAGCCUGAUAUAUUUAUUCUAAUAUUUUCAGAUGUUUACUAACAAAAGUGAAUGUAGGCAGAUCAAAAAUGAAUUGAUACGAGAUACAACUUCAACCAUAAUAUUAUUUACAUUUAGAAAAGUAUUCAGAAAGAAAUGCUCGUUUUCCCCUCCUCCCUAUCUGAAAGAAGAGGCUCAACAACACUGUCCAUGCAUAGAUGAAAAAGUCAGACCUCAAAGGAGGUGGAAUCAAAUCUGCCACUUACUCUAGCUCAGUGGUUCUUAACCUGUGGGGUUGGCCCGCGAAAGGGUUGUGACCCAAUUUUAAUGGGAUCACCAGGGAUGGUGUUAGACUCGCAGAUCGUUUCACAACAGAUGAAAGUUUGGGCAAGUAAUAGAACACAUUGCCUCCCAGGCUGGAACUGCGUGUGCAAAGGAACAACUUAGUUUUGCCUGGAAAGUUCUCUCAGAAAGGUACCUGAAUUUUCAAUCCUCCAGGCUCAACAUCUGAGGCUAUGUGUAGAGUGCAGGCUUUUUUUAAAAAAAAAUCUUCUAAAAAAACUUUUUCUGAAAGAGAGCGUCCACAGUUUUCAAAGCACAUCGGAAAAAACAAUCUGCUUUUUUGAAAGAUAAGAGUCCACUCUGAAUGGAUGCUCU
Messenger RNA from Pelodiscus sinensis (Chinese soft-shelled turtle), 1914 nucleotides. The record is from RefSeq and is a predicted model, not a curated record. Lineage: Eukaryota; Metazoa; Chordata; Testudines; Trionychidae.